AUGUAUCCAAAAAUGCUUAAUUUCCAGACGGUGAUCCAGGAAUCGUAUACCAUGACGUUGGCAAGACGUUCAUUCUUGCCCAUGAUUGUAACCAAGGGCCUGGACCAGACGUCGAUAUCAUCGCGUUUUGAAAUCAGAAACGACCCGUCUGUGGUCCGGAACUACGGUUCGCUUCUCAUAGAAUUUUCCAAAAUCACCCCUGAUGGUAUGGUGGUCUUCUUCCCCUCCUACUUAUAUAUGGAGUCGAUUAUUUCCAUGUGGCAGACCAUGGGUGUUUUAGAUGAGGUUUGGAAGUACAAGUUGAUUCUUGUUGAAACCCCCGAUGCACAGGAAACAGCGUUGGCAUUGGAAACUUACAGAAAAGCAUGUUCAAACGGCAGGGGUGCCGUUCUUCUCUCUGUUGCGCGUGGAAAAGUUUCAGAGGGAAUCGAUUUCGACCAUCAUUACGGGCGGACUGUGCUCAUGAUUGGAAUUCCGUUCCAGUAUACUGAAUCGAGAAUUUUGAAAGCACGACUUGAAUUUUUACGUGACCAUUACCAGAUCAAAGAGAACGAUUUUCUUUCUUUCGAUGCCAUGCGACAUGCGGCGCAAUGUUUGGGUCGGGUCUUGCGUGGAAAGGACGACUACGGUAUCAUGGUUUUGGCCGAUCGGCGAUUCAAAAACAAGAAAAACCAGCUUCCUAAGUGGAUUGCGCAGGCACUUCUCGAGUCGGACCUUAAUUUAUCUACAGAUAUGGCGUUGGCUGCGGCAAAGAAAUUUUUACGUACUCUAGCACAACCGUCAAAUCCAAAGGACCAGGAAGGUGUAUCUGUGUGGAAUUUGGAGCAGCUUGAAAGCUUCCAAAGACAGCAGAAACAGCAGAAGCAACAGAAGAUUGAAGAAGGGCCAGAAGAGGCAGAGGAGGAUGACUUUAUGGAUCUCGACGACGCAGAUCUCGAUCUUUUAUAA
Messenger RNA from Clavispora lusitaniae ATCC 42720, 948 nucleotides. The record is from RefSeq and is a predicted model, not a curated record. NCBI's taxonomy places the organism in Eukaryota, Fungi, Ascomycota, Pichiomycetes, Serinales, Metschnikowiaceae.